Molecule: messenger RNA, 930 nt
Organism: Linderina pennispora
Lineage: Eukaryota; Fungi; Kickxellomycota; Kickxellomycetes; Kickxellales; Kickxellaceae
Product: cytochrome-b5 reductase
Exons: 3
Coding region: 1-930 (309 amino acids)
Molecular function (GO): cytochrome-b5 reductase activity, acting on NAD(P)H
Source: RefSeq, a predicted model, not a curated record
AUGUUUGCUUCUCUCCGUAACAACGCCAUCCCUCGCCGGCAACGGGCAUUCUCUGGGCAGUCUCUGGCAACAGGUGCUGUGAUCGCCGGUGGCUACUACUACACCCGCUCGAAGCAGACGGCCGACAUUGCAGAGGUCAGUUCCGCUCCGGUGACCACUGCUCUUGAUCCGAAGAACUUUACAAAGUUCACUCUGCGCGAGGUGCAGCCGAUCAACCACGACACGGCCCUGUACCGGUUCGCUUUGGGCGAGAACCAGGAGCUCGGCUUGAACGUCACCUCGUGCCUGGUGGUCAAGGCCAAGAUCGGUGAUGAUGAGAAGCCCACGAUCCGCCCGUACACGCCGACGUCGGCCAAGCACGCGCGUGGUCACUUUGAUCUCGUGGUGAAGACGUACGAGGCGGGCAAGAUGUCCAAGCACAUCCAUACGCUGAAGCCCGGAGACACGAUUGAGAUGAAGGGCCCGAUCCCCAAGUACCCGUACAAGGCCAACGCCCUGAAGGAGAUCGGCAUGGUUGCCGGUGGCUCUGGCAUCACGCCCAUGCUGCAGUUCAUUGAGCAGAUCACCAACGACCCCGAGGACAAGACCAAGCUGACCCUGGUGUUUGCCAACAAGUCUGAGGAGGACAUCAUCCUGCGCUCCACUCUUGAUGAGUACGCGCGCAAGCAUCCGGAUCAGCUCAAGGUCCACUAUGUGAUCGAUAAGGCGACUUCGGCUGACUGGAAGGGUGAGACUGGAUUCGUCACCAAGGAGCUUGUGCAGAAGUACCUGCCGGCGCCCUCUGAGGGCAAUGUGCUUGUUGUGGCGUGCGGCCCGCCGCCCAUGAUGAAGGCGGUCAGUGGCCCCAAGGCUCCUGACUACUCGCAGGGCGAGGUUGGUGGAAUCUUCAAGGAGCUUGGCUACUCGUCGGAGCAGGUGUUCAAGUUCUAA